AUGAAACCAACACCGGAGCCCAACACCUUCGACGUCCAUACCGACCUCCUGUUCAACCCCAAAACGAAGACCUGGUUAACAGACACUUCCAUCACCAUCUCACCCACAAGUGGCCUCAUCACCGCUGUCUACCAACGCAAGCGUGCGCUCCCAACCGUCGUUCCAAACUCAGACAUCGACCUACGAGGCCAAUGCGUCCUUCCCGGCCUCGUAGACGCCCACACACACAUCUUCUUACACGCGUACUCCCAAACCCCCGCUCUCAACCAAAUGCGCGACGAAAGCCUUGUCGAACGCAUCAUCCGCGCCACCAACCACUGCCGCGCCGCCCUGCUAGCUGGCUACACAACUUACCGUGACCUUGGCACCGAAGGCGCCUUCGACGCGGACAUCCAUGUCCGUGAUGCCGUCAACCGCGGCAUCAUCCCCGGCCCGCGCAUCUUCUGCGUGGGCGAAGCGCUUGCCUCCUCCGGCGGCUACGAGACCCGAAUCGAGAACCGCAUCGGUGGCGUCACGGUCCCACGUAUCUCAGAUCCCUGCGAUGGACCCAUGGGGGUGCGUGCGGGUGUCCGAAGACGACUAGGCGCUGGAGCGGAUCUGAUCAAAUUCUACGCCGACUACCGCAAACGGCAACUCCGCUUCCCCUCGCCGCAAUGGCCAGGUUGUCCAGAGAUCCAGUUCCCGCCCGCCAGUGGUAGUGCUAUAGACGCAGCCCGCAAUCCGAACUUACUACUCUGGCAACAAGACGAAAUGGACGCCAUCGUCGCGGAAGCGAAGCUCUCCCGCUCCCCUGUCGCGGCGCAUGCGGGUAGUGCGCUAGCCGUCACCAUGGCGGCGAAAGCGGGCGUGACGACGGUGGAGCAUGGGUUUGAGCCUAUGCACGGCACGGAGGCUAUGGAGGCGAUGCGGGAGAACAGGACGAUUUUCGUCCCCACCCUAGCAGUCGUCGAAUUGUACCUCGAUGAAAACGAAAUGAAGCCUAUCCUCGCUCAAACAAAAGCUGCAUUCGAUUCCGGGAUCAAGCUAGCUUGUGGUGGCGAUACAGGUGCGUUCGAUCACGGCGAGAACGCGCGCGAACUCGAACUUUUCCUCAAAGCGGGAAUGCCGUUGGACGAUGUGCUUGUGGCUGCUACGAUGCAUGGAUGGGAGGCUUGUGGUGGGGAGUGGUGUGGGAGGAAGUUCGGGUGGGUUGAGGAGGGUGUGGCGGCGGAUUUCGUGGGGUUGGAUGGGGAUGUCAGGAGGGAUCCUGGGGCGUUAAGGAGGGUUGGGUUUGUGAUGAAGGAUGGACGGGUGUGGAAGAGGGAGGGAAAGGCCGUUGGGAUGGUUUAG
This is a messenger RNA of Baudoinia panamericana UAMH 10762, 1329 nucleotides long. RefSeq lists its product as uncharacterized. Lineage: Eukaryota; Fungi; Ascomycota; Dothideomycetes; Mycosphaerellales; Teratosphaeriaceae. The record is from RefSeq and is a predicted model, not a curated record. Gene Ontology annotation, molecular function: hydrolase activity, acting on carbon-nitrogen (but not peptide) bonds. The coding region runs from base 1 to 1329 and encodes 442 amino acids. The transcript has a single exon.